Chiloscyllium plagiosum (whitespotted bambooshark) is the source of this 2923-nucleotide messenger RNA. It is a transcript of the gene snrkb, whose product is annotated as SNF related kinase b. Gene Ontology annotation, cellular component: cytoplasm. Lineage: Eukaryota; Metazoa; Chordata; Chondrichthyes; Orectolobiformes; Hemiscylliidae. Gene Ontology annotation, biological process: protein phosphorylation; intracellular signal transduction. Gene Ontology annotation, molecular function: ATP binding; protein serine/threonine kinase activity. The record is from RefSeq and is a predicted model, not a curated record.
GGGGAAAGGGUGAGAGAGUCCAGCCCUCCGACCACUACAGGCGCCCAACCUCACCCCACUUCCCCCCCCCAACCGCCGAGAGGGUGACAUGGCCGGGCUGAGGCAUUGCUACGACGGUAAGAUCGCCGGGCUUUAUGACCUGGAUAAGACCCUGGGGAAGGGUCACUACGCCGUGGUGAAGUUGGCCCGGCACGUCUUCACCGGGGAGAAAGUGGCCGUCAAAGUGAUCGACAAAACCAAGCUGGACAAGUCGGCGACAGGGCACCUCCUGCAGGAAGUGAGGUGUAUGAAGUUGGUACAGCACCCCAAUGUGGUCAGGCUCUACGAGGUGAUUGACACCCAGACCAAACUCUACCUGAUCCUGGAGCUGGGAGACGGUGGGGAUAUGUUCGACUACAUCAUGAACCACGAGAGGGGGCUCUCCGAGGACCGAGCCAAGACUUACUUCGCCCAGAUCGUCCACGCCAUCUCCUACUGCCACAAGUUGCAUGUGGUGCACCGAGACCUGAAGCCGGAGAACGUGGUGUUCUUCAAAGACCAAGGGGUGGUCAAACUCACCGAUUUCGGCUUCAGCAACCGAUUCCAGCCCGGCAAGAUGCUGACCACAAGCUGCGGCUCCCUGGCUUACUCAGCGCCCGAAAUCUUACUGGGAGAUGAAUACGAUGCACCUGCGGUGGAUAUCUGGAGCCUGGGAGUGAUCCUGUAUAUGCUAGUGUGUGGCUAUCCACCUUUCCACGAGGUUAAUGACAGCGAGACCCUCACCAUGAUUAUGGAUUGUCGUUACACAGUUCCACAGCACAUCUCUGCUGACUGCAGGAAUUUGAUCUCCAGGAUGCUGCAGAGGGAUCCGAAGAAGAGGGCGUCUCUGGAAGAGAUUGAGGGUCAUCCAUGGCUCCAGGGUGUUGACCCUUCUCCGGCCAAGAAGCUGAGCCUGCCUCUCACGUCCUAUAAGAGCCUCUCCGAGGAAGAGCAUGAAAUAAUUAUUCAGGCAAUGGAAUGUGGCAACAUCGCGCAGAGGGAGCUGAUCCAAGAGGCUCUGGAAGCAGAUAAGUACAAUCACAUCACGGCCAGCUACUUCCUGCUGGCGGAGAGGAUACUGAGGGAGAAGCAGGAGAAACAUACCCAGAGUCGGAGCCUUAAUCUGGACUAUAACUGGAGCACCCACGUCCAAUGCAGACCGUCGCUGUCGACACCAGCAAACAGCUUUGUGGAUGCUACUGAAAGAAGCCCCUUGCCCGAAAUGCACAAUGGUUUUUCAAUAAAGCACUCUACUCCGACCAAAGUCCCCAGCAAACAACUGGAAGCCGAGCAGAAGAACACUGAGAAGGAGGAGAUGGGAAACACUAAAGACUUUGUGAAGGUUGUGACUAAUGCCCAGGAUGUUUCUGUGACCCCAUCACCGAUGAGAAUUCUACUUCGCUCGUCCCUGGAAACCUCUGUCAUGCCAAAGAACUUGCCUGUCCUCCAACAGAUUUGUGAGGAAGAUGAAGAGGAGGAAGAAGAGGUGGAAGCCAAUGCAGCAAUGGAGAUCAAAGCCACACCUUUGCCUAACGUCACGCCAGCUCUGUGCUCUGGUACUAAUCACCAAACCUUGUUGGGCUGCCCCAGCAAAGACACCGAGGUGGAUGGUAACAAACUGCUCCAUGAGAUGUGGAGCUGCCAGCGGGAGAGCGGGGUGAUGAGCUCCUCUGUCGAAGUGCCAGGGUCAGUGGGGCCACUCUGCUGCAGCAGGUGGGCUGGGAAAAGUGAGCCGCUUUCCAGUUACUUUGGGAACCGGCCGAUCAACCUCAUGAACGAGAGCAACAACAAUAGCACCAGCAAAGGAGUCGUCAGAGCUCCGGUAGACAUUAGCGACAUCAGUGUUCAGAAGGCUCACCCUUGCCCGCACUCCCAGCAAUGCCCAGCCAGCUUAGACUCCAGAGUCACUGAGCCCGUGGUGUCUGGCACUGACUUAGUGAAGGAAAAACUGCAGGCGCUACCGAAAUGCGAGGGUCCAAGUGUGGAAAGUCCAAAGCAUCUGAUUGACCGGAUGGCUGAGAACAGUGGGUUGGCAAAUGACAGUGCCAGCGUUGACAGCAGUGCAGACACUGUGAAUAAAUUUGAUCCUACUCGGUCAAAAAACAUAAACAUUAGAGAUCGGAUUCUGCAAAUCCCACUCUGUGAGAAAGCCCUUUCCUUUAAGAUCAAACCGAACUCUAAGGAAAACCUCCUCUCCUUUGGACAAUUCAAUUGUUGUCAUGUAAUUUAGUAUUUUUUUAAAGAAGAAAAAUUAUAUAGUUUGUGUGUGUCUCCACACACACGUUGUAAAUAUGUAUCAUCUUUUACAGACUAGGGGUACGACAUUAGAAAGGAAGGAUAUUUAAGGUUGGUUUCUGACUGCACUCCCAAAGUGGGGGAGCUCUGUCUGUCAUGAAUGUAUAUUGGAAGCCACUGAUUUCCUUACUGACUGUCUGUCUGUUUAAGUGGGUGGGGCUCUCACUGUUACUGAUGCAUAGACCCAGCUCCCCACCUGAAGUGCAAAAUUGGGAAAAAUAGCCCUUUAAUUCUCAUAACUGAAUAACGGGUAUACAGCGAAAUACAAUUUGGUGCUGCUUUCUGGGUUGGAAGAAGGUUCAAGAGUGAUUCUCCAUUCUUUAUAACAUCUAACUUGUGAAAUCCUUCACUGCUCUACCAUAAAUGGGUAGUCAUGUGGUGAUUGUACCCUUUUAGGCACAGACCCAGUAUCCCAUCUUCAAAGUUCCAGAUUAAUUCACUGAUAUUUUGAGAACUCAUUAGUUGAUGAAGACUGUGUUCGGGGAAUUUCCUUGUGUACAUUCUAUGACAGCAUACUGUAGACAUCUGCCCUGGUUAACUGAAGUGUGUACAUAAUUGUGUACUUCCUUCAUUGUCACCUUUAUAUUAAAAGAAAUCUAGUGUUCGCAGA